AAAUAAAAUGAAAACAAGAAAAAACCCAAAACCCUUACAAUCGGUGGGCUUCUACUCUGCCGCCUCUCCCCUUCUCCACCGGCGCGCCUUUUCUUCUUCCUCUUCCGCAAUCUAUAUUUCGGGUUGAUCAGGGCGUAUAAAUGGGAGAGGAGAAGAAGAACAGGGAUUUAAUCCCAUCAAUGAUAAAGAACAAGGAAAAGAGGGCAGAAGUUCAUGCCAACCUCAAAAACCAGAAGAAGCUUGAGAAACGCAAGAGGGCCAAGGCUCGUGAUGCUGCUGAGAAGCAAGCUCUUGAACUUGGUGAAGAACCUCCUCCUAGGAAAACUCCUCGCACCAUUGAGAACACCAGGGAGGUUGAUGAGACUGUUUGCAAACCUGAUGAUGAAGAGCUAUUUGCUGGGAAUGAUGCUGAUGAAUUUAGUUCCAUCAUAAAGCGGGACAUUGUGCCAAAAGUUUUAAUUACUACUUGUCGUUUUAAUUCUAGUAUUGGACCUGAUUUUAUAUCGGAGUUGCUUUCAGUGAUACCAAAUGCACAUUACUACAAGAGAGGAACUAAUGAUUUGAAGAAGAUUAUAGAAUAUGCAAAUGCCAGGGACUUCACUUCUUUGAUUGUUGUUCAUACGAGUAGGAGAAAAUUAGAUGGCCUUCUAAUUAUCGGGUUGCCUGAGGGACCUACUGCGCAUUUUAAGAUAUCAAAUGUUGUCUUACGCAAGGAUAUUAAGAAUCAUGGAAAUCCAACCGGCCACGAGCCAGAGCUUGUAUUGACUAACUUCACGACACGCCUUGGUCUUCGUAUUGGAAGAUUAAUACAGACACUAUUCCCUCAAGAUCCUAAUUUUCGUGGUCGGCGAGUAGUAACAUUUCACAAUCAACGUGAUUUCAUAUUCUUCCGGCAUCAUAGAUACAUUUUUGAAGGCAAGGAAAAUAAAAAAGAGGUUGACUCAAAAACUAAAUCCAAGGAUAAGGGUGAGAAAGCUUCUCAGCCAAAAGUAGUUGCACGGCUGCAGGAAUGCGGUCCUCGUUUCACAAUGAAACUGAUCAGUUUACAGCAUGGAACUUUCGAUACAAAAGGCGGGGAAUACGAGUGGGUUCAUAAGCCUGAAAUGGAUACAAGCCGCAGAAGAUUUUUCUUGUGACAUUCUCAUUGGACUUCAUUACUUCUAUUUCCGGGGAGUAAAAGUUCCGCUCAGGUUUAUAUAAAUGUUAGAUCACAUAGAUUGUGGAGGGUGGACUGAUUGGCGAAUCUGAGUCUCUUUUUUGGCCUUCUUUUUUUUGCAUGUUAGAAAGAAGUUACUUGAUUUUCACAAUUCUAAAUUUUGUAGCAUUAACGUUAAGGUUGAGUUGGCUUUAUAGGUACUAUAAAUGUAUCAGAUAUUUGUAACCAUUUGGGAAGUAUUUCUCGUAGCUGAACGCGAAUGAAAAGGCUGUGUAUUCAUUUUGAGAA
Molecule: messenger RNA, 1444 nt
Organism: Cucurbita pepo subsp. pepo (vegetable marrow)
Lineage: Eukaryota; Viridiplantae; Streptophyta; Magnoliopsida; Cucurbitales; Cucurbitaceae
Gene: MEE49
Product: Ribosomal RNA processing Brix domain protein
Biological process (GO): maturation of 5.8S rRNA; maturation of LSU-rRNA
Cellular component (GO): nucleolus; preribosome, large subunit precursor
Molecular function (GO): rRNA primary transcript binding
Source: RefSeq, a predicted model, not a curated record